Messenger RNA from Brachypodium distachyon (stiff brome), 1688 nucleotides. RefSeq names its product amino acid permease 3. The record is from RefSeq and is a predicted model, not a curated record. The transcript is spliced from 6 exons. The coding region runs from base 45 to 1433 and encodes 462 amino acids. NCBI's taxonomy places the organism in Eukaryota, Viridiplantae, Streptophyta, Magnoliopsida, Poales, Poaceae. Gene Ontology annotation, cellular component: plasma membrane.
GAGAGAGAGAGACCGAGUGGGAGGAAGUGAGAGUUGAGAGAAAGAUGGACGUGGAGAAGAGGGUGGAGGCGACGGAGGUGGACGACGACGGCCGUACAAGAACGGGAACGGUAUGGACGGCGACGACGCACGCCAUCACGGCCGUCAUAGGCUCCGGCGUGCUGGCUUUGCCCUGGAGCGUGGCACAGAUGGGCUGGGUCCUGGGCCCAAUCGCCCUCGUGGGCUGCGCCUACAUCACCUACUAUUGCGCCGUUCUUCUGUCGGACUGCUACCGCUCGCCGGACCCCGUCCACGGCAAACGCAACUACACCUACAUGGAUGCCGUCCGCUCCUGCCUCGGGCGCAGAGAUGUGAUUAUUUGUGGCAUUGCGCAGUACGCGAUUCUCUGCGGGGCAAUGGUUGGCUACACCAUCACAACCGCCACGGGCAUCAUGUCUGUGGUGAAGAGCAACUGCCGCCACUACAACGGCCACGACGCCAAGUGCAGCACGACGGGGACGAUGUACCUGGUGCUGUUCGGGCUCGUGGAGGUGGUGCUGUCGCAGCUGCCGAGCCUGGAGAAGGUCACCUUCAUCUCCGUCGUGGCAGCCGUCAUGUCCUUCACUUACUCCUUCGUCGCGCUCUUCCUCAGCGCCGCCAAGUUCGCGUCCAACCACAAGGCAUACGGCACCAUCCUCGGCAGCAAGAUCGGCGGCCCCGGCGGGGUCUCGGCGACGACCAGGACAUUCAACUUCCUCCAGGCCCUCGGCAACAUCGCCUUUGCGUACACUUACGCCAUGCUCCUCAUAGAGAUCCAGGACACGGUGAAGUCGCCGCCGUCGGAGAACGUGACGAUGAAGAAGGCGAGCUUUUACGGCAUUGGGGUGACGACCAUCUUCUACGUGUCGCUGGGCUGCAUCGGGUACGCCGCCUUCGGCAACGCCGCGCCGGGGAACGUGCUCACGGGCUUCGACGAGCCCUUCUGGCUCGUCGACCUCGCCAACGUCGCCGUCGUCAUCCACCUCGUCGGAGCCUACCAGGUGUACGCGCAGCCCGUGUUCGCGUGCUACGAGAAGUGGCUGGGGGCCAAGUACCCGGAAUCGGCCUUCUUCCACAGGGAGUACAAGCUCCCCCUGGGCCUGCGGUUCACGGCGAGCAAGCUGCUGCUGCGGACGCUGUUCGUGACAUUCACGACGGUGGUGUCGCUGAUGCUGCCCUUCUUCAACGCCGUGCUCGGGCUGCUGGGCGCCGCCGCCUUCUUCCCGCUCACUGUCUACUUCCCGGUGUCCAUGUACAUCAAGCAGUCCAAGGUGCCGCGCGGGAGCCCGAAGUGGCUCGCGCUGCAGGCGCUCAACGUCGGCUCGCUCCUCGUGUCGCUGCUCGCCGCCGUCGGCUCCGUCGCCGACAUCGUCGAGCGCCUCGGCCACGUCACCAUGUUCAAGACCGAGCUGUGACCGAGGCGUGAAACUCUUCCAGUCAACGACUUGGCAGGCCAUGGUUGAUCCGCUAUUGAUUUGCUUACAUUGCAUCGCUGCAAUGUGCUCAGUGUACCCCCAUUUGCUACUUGCUAGCUAGUUGCUGCAGUAGUUUUGUUCGUGUUAGCUAUCAGUGCGUUCUCAUCAUUUAGGUGAAACCAUCAACUUGUGUUCGAACUAUUUUAUUGUGAUAUAACUGGAUAUAAUAAAUGUAGUUGUGACAUUUGCAUGUGA